Molecule: messenger RNA, 1411 nt
Organism: Cydia fagiglandana
Lineage: Eukaryota; Metazoa; Arthropoda; Insecta; Lepidoptera; Tortricidae
Exons: 2
Coding region: 443-880 (145 amino acids)
Source: RefSeq, a predicted model, not a curated record
CCGAGUUCACCAACUACAAUAUAAACAUUGAUUACGUAAUCGCUCCUUUAAAAUUUAACAGUUGGUUAAACAAUACACGUUCUUUUUAUGUUCACCACCCAUUUUUAACAAACGGUUAACCAACCAAACGUUUUUGAAUGAAUGAGUCGUAAAUGAAUGAAUGGUAUAGUAUUACUAUGUAAAGAUGUCAGUGUAUCUCCAUACAUUUGCUUUUUCCCCAGUAACAUUGCGAAAUGGUAGGGUAACAUUAUUGUUUGACGAAAUAUUAUUACCUGUUUCGUCAAUGCCAUGUCCAUAGCGGGAACGCCUUUGUUAUUUAGCAUCCUUUUCAAAUGUCUUGUCAAUGCCAAUGUCACUUUUUCGCUGUUUUUCGUCAAGUGUUGUGGCGGUUUGAAUUGAAUUUUGAAUACAAAAUUACCAUUAUAGUGCUAGAUAAUAGAUAAUGGAAGAUAAACGCAAGCGUACGUUAAAUUUUACAAGUGACGAGAAAUCGUUGUUAACCGAACUCGUUUCAAAAUAUAAAGCUGUAGUAGAAAAUAAAAAAUCAGAUGCGACAACAAACGCCGAUAAAGCAAGGGGUUGGAAGCAUAUAUCCCAAGAAUUUAAUGCUCUUAGCACAUACUGCUCCCGCCCUCCCGAAAGUUUAAAGACUUGCUGGGAGAACAUUAAACGCCAGACAAAAAAACUAUCAGCAAAUCGGAAACGGGAAGUAUUUAAAACUGGUGGUGGCAGACCCCCUCCACCAUCUCCUGGUACUGGAGCAGGCCGUAUUGUGGAAGAAAUAUUGGGGCCUGCUUUGGAAGGUAUUGAAAAUCAAUAUGAUAGUGAUGCUUUGCUAUAUGAUGAUGUAAGUACAGAGAAACUUAUACCUAUACUCUAAUUUACUUGUACAUACAUUCUCUUAUCUCAUCAAUGCAUGUAAAAUAACUAAUAUCGUCUUUCAAUGUAUUUUCAGUGUAACAAAGAUACGGCAAAAAUGUGCUCUGACGCUGAGGAGAUAGGUACGGAUGAAGUUAUUAAUGCAGUUGUGGAGACCGAGGAUGAACCUUCAUGUUCACUUACUUUUCCCAUCGCUGAGGUAAAUUCUGACAAUAAGGUAUUGCAUAUAUCAUAUAAAAUAUAAAUGUAUAAAUAUUAUAGGACCAUCUUACACAAAUCAACCUAGUCCCACGGUAAGCACAUAGAGGCUUGUGCUGUGGUUACUAGACGACGAUAAAUAUAAUAGAUAUCAUAUAGAUAAAUACUUAUAUACAUAGAAACAUCCAUAACUCGGGAACAAAUAUUUGUGAUGCCCAAACCGGGAUUCGAACUCAGGUCUUCCAGCUUAGUAGACAGAGUCACUACCAACUAAGCUAAAGAGGUUGUCGAUAUAUCAUAUGUUAAAUCUAUUUAUUAAUUUAUAUAAUAACCA